Molecule: messenger RNA, 972 nt
Organism: Morus notabilis
Lineage: Eukaryota; Viridiplantae; Streptophyta; Magnoliopsida; Rosales; Moraceae
Product: late embryogenesis abundant protein At1g64065
Exons: 1
Coding region: 154-816 (220 amino acids)
Cellular component (GO): plasma membrane
Source: RefSeq, a predicted model, not a curated record
CCGUCUCAUAUUCUUACCUAACUAUAUUAGCUUCUUCCAUAUUCUAUAAAUUAUAAGCCUAAGUCCUAACACGCAAUAAUCCCACCAUUAAUCCACCAAAAAAACAACAAGCACAAACACUUAUCUACAGAACUCAAAUAAACCGGCAAAGAAAUGGAAACCGAGAAGAUCAAUCACCAACCAACCCAACCUUUAGCUCCACCACACGCAUACAUCCGCAGCGACAUGGAAAUGGAAUCACUUUCAGCACAAGAACACAUCAGAAAGAAGCGAAGAAACCGCCUACUAUUCGUCACGUCCUUCGCAGUAACCCUAGUCAUCCUCAUAAUAGUCUACGCAAUCGUCGUCACACGCUACAAAACCCCCAAAUUCAGACUCAGAAGCGCUUCAUUUACAUCCUUCCAAGUCGGAAACUCGACCGACCCCUCCUUCAGCUUCGUCAUGAACUCCCAGUUCACGAUCAGGAACAGGAAUUUCGGUCGGUACAAGUACGAGGACGCGACGGUCGUGUUCGAGUACAGGGGCUUGGCCGUAGGGCAGGCCUACAUCGACGACGCGCGAGUCAGGCCUCGGACGACGAAGAAGGUGAACGCCACGGUGGUUCUGGACUCGAGUAGUUUGGUUGGCGAUAGUGGCGCGUUUGAUCAGCUGGGGAAGGAUAUUGGCGAGGGGGUUUUGGUGCUGAAUAGUUCGUCUGAGUUGAAAGGGAAGGUUCGGGUUCUGAAGGUCAUCAGGAAGACGAAGUAUUCGCGGCUGAAUUGCACCAUGAAUGUUGUGAUCGCCUCACGCUCGGUUCAGAAUCUGAUAUGCCAGUGAUUAUGUUUUGGACCAUGGAUUUUGAUUUUUUUUUUUUCUUUUUUUUUCCAUUAAUUUGUUUAUUUAUUUAUGUUAAUAACUUUUGGGGCAUACUAUUGUUCAUACUUUUCAUAGUAUAUAUACUAAUGUUGUUGGUUCCGUGCUGGAUUUGCUAUU